GGGUUCGAUCCCCGGGAGAUGCUUUGGUGGUUUAGCACUGAGGAAGGUAGUCUAGUAUUGGUGUAACUCUCCAGGAACGAUGGUUAGGAAACUACCCGCCUAUAUGACUGAAAUACUGUUGGGGAAAAGGCGUAAAAUCAAACAAACAAAAAACUAUGUUUGUCAAAAGAUUGAACAAUUCUGUUUUAAACUGCAGAAACAGCUGUUUAGUGUUUUGCAAUGCCUGUAAAGAUAAGAGCGAUCGCUAUUACAAUCUGCCUUGUUUUAGAGGUUACCAUUCUAUAAAUUUUAAAUCAAAAAUAACAUUUUGAAAGCAUCCUUAUAAUGAAUAACAUCAUCAUUAAACAAUUUGUAUAUAUAUGGACGACGGAGUCUAUUCAUAAAAAUAUUUUGUCACAAUGUCUUUGAUGACCACUUCGUUGAUGAGCAAAGUGCAAAAUCACUAUAUCUCAACUAUACAUUUAUUUUGCGUCAUACAUAUUAUUCUUUAUCCACUGAUUUUAAGUUCAUUUUAUACACGAAGAAAAGGCAAAGUAGACUGUAUAUUGUAUUACGUAUAAUCAUUAAAUGGGAAGGUUUUAAGUAUCUUGUCUUCACAUUUACUCGUUCCUUUGGACAAUUGUUUGAUGUGAUAAAACGUUUUCUUUGUUUUGUAAACUCAUUCAAUUUUAAACAUGCCUUUCACUUUAGGACUAUUUUAAAACCCGACAUGUGUUUUGGAAUUUAAUAACGAAUAUUUCAUAGAACUUUAUUUGAUAUAUCGCAUGUGCCGGAAAAUGAUACGAUAUUUCAUUUUUACUAAACAAAUUGCAUUGCACGUGCUUUUUAUUCACUGGUGUGUUUACCAAAUAUUAAAUUUAGAAUGUUUGCAGUGUGAUAAUGAAUUCAAAGUGAUUUGUAGACAACCUUGUCCAUCUUAUUGUAGACAAUGUUCAUCGGACGAUUUAUGUCUGACAUGUUUAUCAACACCGUCAAAUUUUGUAGAUACUAGUUCUUUUCUAUGCGUUUCAAGUUGCGAGGGUCAAUGUGUCUUAAAUAAAGGUUGUUUAAAAGACUGUAGUGUACUGCGCGUGAUCAACACAUAUCGUCCUGUUCUUUGUGUAACAAAUGACACUUGCCUUAACUGCUUGAAAUUAACUGGAAAGUGUUUGCAAUGUGAUGCCGGAAGAUAUGGCAAUCUUUGUCAAAAAAGAUGUGGAUAUUGUCAAAGAGAUUUAAAAGGACUCGUUAAAUGUAACACAAAUACUGGCAACUGCAGGAGUGACUGCGAAAAUGGAUAUUUUGGUGAACGUUGCGAUAAACCAUGCAAAAAUUGUAUUUCAGUUACAAAGUCAAAACAAUGUGAAAAAAUAACUGGAGAAUGUAUUUCUGGUUGUUUACCAGGCUGGUUUUAUAAGACAUGUAAUGAAACGUGUAGCAGCAUGUGUCUUCAUAGGACAUGUCAUCAAAUAAGUGGAUACUGUGUUGAGGGUUGUAUAACUGGUUGGUAUGGUAACAAAUGUGAAAAGCAUUGUAAUGAUAAUUGCAAAAGGAGCUGCGAUCAAAUAAGCGGAAACUGUUCUGAGGGUUGUAUAACUGGUUGGUAUGGAAACAAAUGUGAAAAGGAUUGUAAUGAUAAUUGUAAAAAUAGAUAUUGUGACAAUUUAAACGGAUAUUGUACAUAUGGUUGUAGUCAAGGAUGGUUUGGCGAAACAUGUGAAAGCGUAUGCUCUGACAAAUGUUUGCACAAUUCCUGUCACAGUUCAGCGGCAUGCAAAUACGGUUGUUUGCCAGGGUGGUUUGGCAAUACAUGCGAAACAAGUUGUAAUAUUGCUUGCUACAAUAGAUCAUGUGAUCAGACAACUGGAGUAUGUGAAUUCGGUUGUAUAAAUGGAUUCAAUGGUCCGAAAUGCAGUGAAAUUGACCAUGUUUUUACUAACGACAGCAUUUCACUAGAUGGACACAAGAGAGAGGAUAAAACAGUUGAUGACUAUGACAUUAAACCAAUAGUAUAUGGCAUUUUCGGGAGUAUAUCUGGGAUGUUUGUCACAGGACUGGGUUGUAUAAUGAUUCUGUUAAUAAGAAAAGCCAUUACAAGAUUCCGAUGGUAUGACUAUCUUAACAACUCUUUACAGGGAAAUGUUUCACCAAUAUAUGAUGAGAUUUUACAAACCAAUGAAUUGAAUACAAAUGACGAGACAACACCAGGUGGGAAUAUAGAAUUUACGGAGUCUCACGAGUUUCACUAUACUGGCGGUGAAACAUCUAUCAAUCUUCGAAAUAAAGCUAGCGUCUGUGAUCAAAGAGCUUUACAGAUAAGCCAGGGCGAAGAACUAGAAAGAGAAAGAACGAACAGUUUUGUCGAAACAACGGGUAUUUACAGAACACAUCUUAGCGAUAAUUCUGACUAUGAACAAAUACAGCUGCAACCAGAUUUUUGUGAAGAAAGAAAUGAAAGCGUUUACUACUUACACCCUAUUAAUUGAAGGAAUUCCUGUGAGGUACAAAAGGCAAAAACGUCAAAUUUUCAUUCCUUAAAUAGAUCAGCUUGAUAGUCUAUGUGCACUAAAACAGAAAUAUAUGCAACAGAUAGUUAAAAAAUAUACCCAGAAAUAAA
Ruditapes philippinarum (Manila clam) is the source of this 2596-nucleotide messenger RNA. RefSeq names its product multiple epidermal growth factor-like domains protein 10. NCBI's taxonomy places the organism in Eukaryota, Metazoa, Mollusca, Bivalvia, Venerida, Veneridae. Gene Ontology annotation, biological process: cell communication. Gene Ontology annotation, molecular function: scavenger receptor activity. The transcript is spliced from 4 exons. Bases 765 to 2465 code for a protein of 566 amino acids. The record is from RefSeq and is a predicted model, not a curated record. Gene Ontology annotation, cellular component: membrane.